Cetraspora pellucida is the source of this 194-nucleotide messenger RNA. NCBI's taxonomy places the organism in Eukaryota, Fungi, Glomeromycota, Glomeromycetes, Diversisporales, Gigasporaceae. The record is from the annotation of a GenBank genome assembly.
AAUUAGCCAAUACGCUAAAUAAUUUUUUUAAUGAUUUGAAAUCUGAAUAUACUGAAUUGUCUAAGCAAGUUAAAAAUAUUAAAGAUUUAGACAAAAAUUUCUUAACAUAUGAUCAAUUCAAAUCGACACAAUUCAAAUAUCAGACACACCCACAAGCUAUUUAUACAAGUCGAUCUUUGAAUCUUCCAAAACAG